CGGAGCUGACAGCCUUAAAAUCAUCUUCCUCAUCAGAACUGGGUGUUUGUGACAUACUAAUUGAUCAAAUCAUUCGUAAUGGCAGCUGCAGCGGAUAUUGCACAACUGGUGCUCGCUGUUAUAAAAGGAAUUCCUACCGGAGCUACCAAUGACGACCUCACCAAAGCGUUAACUGAUAUUCCCGCAGCCACACGAGUCGAAGGUUUAAAUAUAUUAUUACAACAGGGAGGCAUAGAGAUCCUUAAAAAGGGCGAAAAACUUAUUUAUCGCGCCAAAGAUCCGGAAAAGGUCAGUGCACUUCCCAAAGAUGCAGACAACGAAGAGAAAGUCGUCUACGGUAUUGUGGAAGAGGGCGGCAACAAGGGCAUCUGGAUUCGUGACAUACGAAUGAAGUCGAAUUUGAAUAUGACCCAACUAAACAAGAUACUUAAAAAUUUAGAAACAAAAAAGCUUAUCAAAGCUGUAAAAUCUGUAAAUGCCAGCAAAAAGAAAGUCUACAUGCUUUAUAACCUGGAGCCUGAUCGCACAGUCACUGGCGGUGCUUGGUAUCAGGAUCAAGACUUUGAAGUAGAAUUUGUUGAUGUGCUUAAUCAGCAAUGCUUGCGUUUUUUGCAAAUGAAACGGGAAAACGCCGAAAAAAAACGGGAGGGACCUCUGGUUCUCAGGGAAAUGUCGUGCUGUACAGUGAAUGAAGUGCACAAAUUUAUCUCAGAUCUGGGCGUUAGCAAAGUAAAUCUCGACGAGGACGACUUAGAGACCAUACUCAAAACCGUUGUCUAUGAUGGCAAUGCUGAACGUGUAAUGAAGUCGGAUGGAUCGUAUGUAUAUCGUGCAGUUAACUCUCCCUUGCCACCGACUGGACUAAUUCAAAUGCCCUGUGGCAUAUGUCCUGUAAUCAAAAAUUGUUCAGACUGUGGUGAUGUUACCGCAAUUAAUUGUCAAUAUAUGAAAGAUUGGCUGGAUUAAAGAUUUUGAACUGAA
Drosophila willistoni is the source of this 981-nucleotide messenger RNA. It is a transcript of the gene Polr3F, whose product is annotated as probable DNA-directed RNA polymerase III subunit RPC6. Gene Ontology annotation, biological process: transcription by RNA polymerase III. NCBI's taxonomy places the organism in Eukaryota, Metazoa, Arthropoda, Insecta, Diptera, Drosophilidae. The coding region runs from base 79 to 966 and encodes 295 amino acids. The record is from RefSeq and is a predicted model, not a curated record. The transcript is spliced from 3 exons. Gene Ontology annotation, cellular component: RNA polymerase III complex.